UCCUCCAGCCAGCAAGGCGAUUUCCUAAGUGCAGACGACAGGAGUUGGAUGUGUGAAAGAAACGCGGAAAAUAUACACGGAGUCCGCCAUUUAACAGUGCAGGCAUGACAUCAAGGGCACUGUUUUUGGCCGUUCUCAGUACCGUGUUGGUCGGUGGCUGUGGAGAACGAGGGGACAUACCAUUGGGGAACGCCGGCGACCCUUUCCUUGGGGAUGCAUCAGAACCUAGGGAGUCAGACUUACUACAAGCAAUUGAUGUGAGGCCAUUAACACCCCAUGUAACAUUCAUUAGUGGAUUUGAUGGCUAUCCAGCUUUCCAGAUCAAGCAUAAUGCAGACAUUCAGAAACCAGUGUUAUCAUAUCUACCUAAAGUUCUUUUUGCAGAAUUUUCCAUUCUGGUCACUGUCAAACAGUUCUCUGCAGAAGGAGGAUUUUUAUUUGCAGUAGUGAAUCCCAUGUCAAAUGUCCUUCAGUUUGGAUUGAAUAUCACAGAGGUGGUGGACGGACACCAAAAUAUAGUACUUAUUUACACAGAGCUAGAAAAACAUAAGGAGUUGGAGCCAACAGCCACUGCUAUUGCCACCUUUAAGGUGCCCCAAUUUGUAAAACAAUGGUCGAGAUUUGCAAUCUUGGUUUAUCAGGAGAGUAUUACACUUUACUUAGACUGCGAGGAAUACGAGACAGUGACCUUCGAAGACAGGAAGCCACUGAUGCUCAUUCCUGGAUCUACGCUGUACAUAGGGCAGGGCGGAGCAUUUGGAGGCCAUUUCCAGGGAGCUGUGCAAGAACUCAAGAUCCACCCUGAUCACCGGGAGGCAGAGGACCAGUGCCAAGAAAAUUUUAUAGGCAGUGGAUCUAAUCCCUCAGACAGUGGGGAAGACUUUACCAUAGCAAGUCAUUUAUUUUCUGAUUUCAAUGGGGUGACACAACCAUCCACAGGGGUAACUGACAGCAGUGGGAAUAGUAAAGGAGAAGUGGGUAAUAUUGGACUGCUGAUACCUCCCCCUAUCACCCCACCCCCUCCAGAAUACCCCUACUAUAAAGGUGACAAGGGUGAAAAGGGAGAUACGGGUCCAGCCGGCCCAAAGGGUGACCGAGGUUUAACUGGACAGCAAGGCUACUCAGGACUCAGUGGCAGUAAAGGAGAGAAGGGGGAUAGAGGAAGCAAGGGUGACCAGGGUCCACCUGGCCCCCCUGGACCUGGAGUGGACAGUGCUGUGGUGCCGCCCCCUGUAGUGGUAGGACCAGGUGGACGGGUGGUGAAUGCCAGCACUUCACCACUGAUUAUACGGGGGAGAGGUCCUAAAGGCCAGAAAGGUUCCCAGGGAGAGGCUGGUUUCCCUGGGCUGGAUGGUCUGCCAGGGUUUCCUGGGCAGACUGGACCUAAGGGAACUAAGGGAGAUGUAGGUGCACAGGGUUUGCCAGGGAUUAAGGGGAGUAAGGGAGAGCCUGGUGUGUUUGUGGGC
Molecule: messenger RNA, 1466 nt
Organism: Lingula anatina
Lineage: Eukaryota; Metazoa; Brachiopoda; Lingulata; Lingulida; Lingulidae
Biological process (GO): extracellular matrix organization
Molecular function (GO): extracellular matrix structural constituent conferring tensile strength
Source: RefSeq, a predicted model, not a curated record